This is a messenger RNA of Hypoxylon trugodes, 648 nucleotides long. Its product is annotated as S-adenosyl-L-methionine-dependent methyltransferase. Gene Ontology annotation, molecular function: S-adenosylmethionine-dependent methyltransferase activity. The transcript is spliced from 3 exons. Bases 1 to 648 code for a protein of 215 amino acids. Lineage: Eukaryota; Fungi; Ascomycota; Sordariomycetes; Xylariales; Hypoxylaceae. The record is from RefSeq and is a predicted model, not a curated record.
AUGGGUUCAUCCGACGAGGAAAACGAGCGUCUAGCUCAUCCUGAAUUUUGGGAUCAACGAUAUGCCCAAGCCGAAGGAGACCGACCUACUCAUGAAUGGUUUAGAAAUUUCGUCGAGCUUGAGUCUUUUUUCGAUCGGAGACUUUUCAAAACUCGAAGUCCGGACACAAACCCGACACUCCUGCAUUUAGGAUCGGGAGAUAGUGAUGUACCAGUAGGACUUUGGGAGAAAGGCUACAAGGAUCAGCUCUGUGUUGACUUUUCUACCAUCGUGGUCGAUCUUAUGUCUAAGAAACAUUACAGCAUGGAAGGUAUUAAAUGGAAGCACGCUGACGUCCGCCACUUGGAUGACCUUCCCGAAAAAUCAAUAGACGUUGCGUUUGAUAAAGGAACGUUGGAUGCUAUGAUUCAUGGUAGCCCCUGGAACCCACCCGAUAAUGUGAAGGACAACACUAGCCAGUAUAUCCGUGAGGUAAAACGGGUCCUCAAGGACGAUGGUGUGUUUCUAUAUGUGACAUAUCGCCAGCCACAUUUCAUAAGGCCCCUUUUAGGUUGCGAAGGGACUGACUGGGAGAUCGAUAUGGAUAUUCUUGGUGACGGAUCAAGUUCUUUCGCCUACCACGGUUUCAUCUUAACGAAAAGAUCCUGA